UGUAUAUGUUCAAAAAAAGGUGGUUUAUAGAUGAGUAAUUCACAAUAGAAUAGUAAUUUCCCGCCUCUACUGUGAAGGUGAAGGGUUCAUCAGUGUCCUAGUUUCUAUUGUUAGAACAAAUGUCUCCGCCCAGCAGAGCUCAACUACGUCCGCAGCAAGGAUUUAUUUACCCACGUUAACGGUCUCUUUUCCUCUAAAAGGAAAAAAAAAAAGAAAAAAAAAGAUGACAAUUAUUUUUAUAUUGCAUGGUGAGCAGAGUGAACAGAUUGUGAUGGUGUCAUGGUGAUUAAUUAACCCUUUACUCCCCCCCCCCACUCCCAUGGAGCAACCGGGACUGAAGAGGACGGCUGUCCUGAACGGUCCCUACAAGUGCCAAGAUCUUCUGUCUGUCUGUCUGUCUGUCUAACCUCCAGUUUUACAUCGGAAAAACCUAGACUCUGAAAAAAUGAGUGGUCGCGGCAAGGGAGGAAAAGGACUCGGUAAAGGAGGCGCUAAGCGUCACCGUAAAGUUCUCCGUGAUAACAUCCAGGGAAUCACCAAACCCGCAAUCCGCCGUCUGGCUCGCCGUGGUGGAGUGAAGCGUAUCUCCGGUCUGAUCUACGAGGAGACCCGCGGUGUGUUGAAGGUGUUCCUGGAGAAUGUGAUCCGUGAUGCCGUCACCUACACCAAGCACGCCAGUACAGAGUGCAGCCCUGCCUCUCCAGAGCAUAGACCACAUCCAAGGCGGUCACAGUCGUCCUCAUAUCCAACAACAGAAACUAGGACACCGAUGAACCCUUCACUUUCACAGUAG
Epinephelus lanceolatus (giant grouper) is the source of this 793-nucleotide messenger RNA. The record is from RefSeq and is a predicted model, not a curated record. Lineage: Eukaryota; Metazoa; Chordata; Actinopteri; Perciformes; Serranidae.